UAUAUGCAUAUUAUUAUACCAAUAUACUUGUCAGAAUUUUUUGUUACUUAACUUAAUACUAUUUUGUACAACUACUUACUAGAACAAUCUAUUCCAAAUUCAAUAGACACAAACUACAUCCCAAGGCUAAUGAAACUUGCGUUGUGCAUUUCCCAUGGAAAUCUACAAAUCCAAUUAGUGUUGAAUAAAAGUUUCAGUUGAUUCUGGCCAGCCUCCAACCAUUCCAAUCGGAGAUUGCUAUUCCAGGGAACGUUAUGGGUAUAACGGUUCAUUGGCACUAAUUUAGUGUGGUGCCGUGAGACGAAAGACAAUUACGUGGAACUUAAAGAUCUCUUUGCACCGCUCGUAAAAUUCCUUCAAAUUAAGACGUCGAUAUAUCUGGUAGGUUUUUUACCUUUUCUAAAAGGAAUCGCUGAUAUUCUUAUUGGUACUAUGGAUCAGGAAUUAAAAAGUAGUGGAAUAUUUGAAAUGUUUUUCUGUUGUGUUUGCCGCAAAAAUUUUAAUGAUUAAAAAAAAAUCUUUUCAUCAAGGAUCGAAUCUAAAACCUCUCAGCCUUAUAACGUAUUAGCUGACGCCGCGCGGUUUCACCCGCGUUGUUCCCGUCCCCGUAGGAAUGCGGGGAUAAUAUAUAUAGCUUAUAGCCUUCCUCGAUAAAUGGGCUAUCUAACACUGAAAGAAUUUUACAAAUCGGACCAGUAGUUCCUGAGAUUAGCACGUUCUAUCAAAAGAACAAAUAAAAAUUCUUCAGCUUUAUAAUAUUAGUAUAGAUUCAUGCUUUGGCUCAUUAAAUUUUUUACUAGCUCUUCUAAGUAGAUACUGCCUUCCGAAGUAGAGUCACUACAAGAAGUCUGUCUCGAUAUCUACUUGUAAAUUAUUGUUAAGCCGAAAAUUUACUGAAUUCUAUUUCUUCGUCAUCAUCAUUAUCAGCUGGUGGACGUCAUAAGCUUUUAGUAUCCUCCAAAUACCACGAUCUUGAGCCACCUGCAUUCAACGUCUCCCCGUGACCAGCUAGAUAUUAAUUUAAUAAUAAAUAAUAUACGAAAUAUUCCGUAUACUAACAAACAUAUUGUAACUCCAAAUAUCAUAUUUUCAUAUGAUAUUUCAAGUUAAAGUCCGUUUAAGAUAUCGGAUAUAUAAAACCUUUUACCUAAUACUAUAGCCCUGGAUCUCAGUAAAAGUAUUUAUUCAAUCGUCGCAAUUAUUACUGUGUACAAAAAAUUAAAUAAAUUUAAAAUUAUUAUUGGAAGUGAUCUCGUUAAUAAUUAAAUACAAGUCAUAAAAUUGCAAAAAUAUAAGUAGCUUCGACACAAAUAUCUAAGUAUAAUACAAUGAGUGGCAGCAAAGACGUAUAAAGCAGUUUAAUUAAAACCUUCAAAGCGGUUUGUUUACCACUUACGAAGCGGAUGGAAUCAUAAUAUCCUCACCUAUUAAGCGAAGCGGUGGUGGUUCCUGGUAUCACAUCCUUUCAUCUCCUUCUGUUUCCUGACAUUGUCUAACACCUUCCACCUCUGAGAAUUACUUGCUCAAGUGGAAUCAAAUACGAACCGCUUAGCUGCCUCCACAAAACAAGUAAAUUAUUCAAUGAAAUAGUAAAUAAAUAAUACAUAAUGAAUAACUAAUAAAUAAAGUUAAAUUAAUUCUUAACCACUGAAUUCGAAAUACGAGUAAAACAUAGGAAACAGUUUACUUGUUUUAGAGGUUUCAUACCCCCUUUCCUUUACUGAUUUGUACAUAACUUUUUGUUAUGGACAAACCAGUUGAACGUCAAAAACCCUCAUGGAGUCUAACUUUUUGUUUUUUUUUUUUAUUUUCAGGAAAGUGAUUUACAAUUUUCAAUAUAUAAAGUUAUAUUUUUGAUGAAAAGUAAAUAAUUAAAUUCCGUCUAAGUACAAAGUAUACAUAAAGUGUUAACAGUUUUUAUUGAUAAUAAUUAUAGAAGUGAAUCAACAAAAAUAAACAUUAUGUGUUAAGUCACAAGUGAUAAAAUGACAUUUCAAAGAACCGACUGUGGCGCGAAACUUUUUUGUGCAAAAAGUGUUAAAAUUAAAAAGAUAUGGGAUGAGUUAUAGUGAGAGAUGUUAUGUUCAACCCACUGUUCCAACCGAAGAUGAUGCACGAAAUUCACGACAAUGCGGGGGCAGGUGCAAACGACGAGAUGGAGGAAAACGAGGGCGGAGGGAGUGGGGGUGCCGAGGUCGAUAUGGACGAUAUGGGCUCCCUCGCUUUACCUCCCGAUCUGCCCCCUUACUCCGGUGACUACAUCAUUAGCGACUAUAUGGAACGCCUCGGUACACGUCUUAAUAUCCUUGAAACUGAAUUAAAGUACGCAUGGCGUGCACUUGAUCUUCUGAGCCAGGAAUAUGUAAGAAUGUGGGAUAGAUUGGAAAGACUAGAGUCGUUGCUGGCAGAUCAACAGGGCGUUAUCUCUACUCUUCUUGAUUUUUAUGCAUGUCGUACGGUUACAUCUAGAGAUCCUAUGUCAAGGCUUGAAGUCAUAAGAGAAAUUUUGGGUAACGGCACGGUUGAAGAUGGAAUCGAGGAUGGGUUAGAUAUAGAGAGGAGUGGAGUUAUAUUAGAUCCCCAAGAAGAAGCGAUGGAAUCAAACGAGGCUUUUUAUAGAAGUUUAAAUCAGGCUUAUAGAGAAGAUCUAGUAUGUGAUGAAACUUCUAGACCAUCUUCACAAUUAGAUAUGAUUUGGGAAGCACCAGAAGAAACUGAAGUUGAAAUAAUACCAACUACAUCAAGGCAAAUAUACAGUGCCAGUGAUUACAAAAAUUACUGUGGACUACAAGGUGGGCCUGGUAUAAGUGAAAGGGAUAUAGUUCAUCUGUCUACCUUAAGUACAAUAGAUCAAAUAACAGUAGAUAAAUUACAUGAAUUAGAUAGGUUGACAACCCAAUUACACAAAGAUUCGAGAGAGUUAAAAGACUUGAAGACAAGGCUUCUUAGUCCAGAUACAAAAGUAACAACAAAACGUGACAGAGAUAGAGACAUAGAAGCUAAAACAUUAGUUGAAGAUGGAAAUAUUAUAAACGAACAACUAAAAAAUGUAUACACAGGUGGCGAAACUUGGGCUAUUAAUGACAUGAUGAAAAGUUUUGACGAUUUUAUUUUAACAAUACCAAAAGAUAAUUCUAUUAGAGAUAAGUCUCCAUCUAGAUUAUCACUAUCUGAACAUACAGCGACAGAUAGAACAUUAGAUUAUUUACCACCAUCUUUAUCUCCUCGGCGUAAAUUUGUUCAUGAAAGAACAACAACAGAACCUUACACAACUGUAACAGGCCGAUUGGCAUAUAGUUCAGCAGUAGCUAACGCUGAAAUUGCAGCUAAAAUAUCUAAAUCACCUAGUUCUUUGUCAAGAGAAAGAUUUGAAUAUAGCUCGUCUUAUCAAGUUACAGAUAUCACAAAACAAAAUUAUUAUUUAUCAAAAAAUGCAACUCAAACAUUAGGUGAAAUAUAUAAAAGUAGCACUGAACAACAUUCACCUCUGUCUGUUCAUGAAAUAUAUGACGAAGUUGCUGAUAAUGUACUCGAAAUUAGUUAUGAGGAUAAUAGAUUAAGAAAAUCUCCUAGUCCUCCUCCACCUGCACCUCCAAAUGGUGCUCCACAUUUUUCGUCAAUUGAUAAUAGCAAUGAAUUAUUAUCAGCUCAUCAAUCUAUGCUGUCAACGGGUUCCACAAUUCCUGGUGAUAGUUUGCGUUUAAGUCCUCGGUCACCCAAAUCUCCAAAAACGUCACCAAAACAUUUAAAAAGAGAUAGUACUAAUAUCGUAGCCGCAAAAUCAGAUUCAGGUCUCUCAUCAAUGAGUGGUUGGUCGAGCUUAGAAAAAAGCCCUGGUUCACCAAAAACAGGACGCAUUACUCAUACUGUACAUGAUAGUCAUAGAGUACGAAUUCCUUCUCCACAAUCAGUUCAAAGGGUACCAUACGAAUUAGAUUCAAAGCCAUAUUUAGAAACAUUAGUAGAUUCAUACCAGUUUGAAGAAAAGGAUAUAAAAAGAGACUACAAUUUAAGAAAAAGCGACAGUUUCAAGGAGACCUCAAUCGAUAUUAAUAGGUUGCAAGAAAAAAUAGAUUCUAGUUUUAUAAAAAGCGAUAUUCCUUAUUCAAUAUCUGGUCAAAGUACUAUUAGUAAUAUUGAUUAUUAUUAUCAAAAUGAGGCACCUUCUAUUUAUUCAGUGGCUGGUAAUAGACAACCAAUUUUUACAACUGUUUAUAGUACACCAAGAGGGAUGCUUGCUGAAGAUAGACGUUUUUCCGAGUUAUUAGAUAGAAAUGAAAUUAUGGAGCCGGUUCCUAAACAAACAAUUGAUUCUUAUCCUCCAGAGCCCAGUUAUCAUGCGCAGACUGUUGUUAUGUCUGCAGCUAAUAUAACUAAAAAACCAAUAACUAGAGCAAAUACCCUAGGAUCAAAUGAUGUCCACUUUCAUCAAAAUGGCUAUAAAUCAAAUAAUCAUAGAUCUGGAUACCCGUCAGGGAAUUUAACAGACGCACUUUCCUAUUAUCCAACGGCCAGUAGAUACGACUCACCAAAAAGAACAUCUUUAGAAGAUCAAAUAUCCUGGCGAGGUAAUAGGUCACCUACUAGCUCAGUAGAAACUUCAAGCUUGAAAUCACAUUCGUUGAGUAUAACGGAGAGAAAGCAAUUUCAAAAUCAGCUACAGCAGGAAUAUUUCAAACAACAACAAUAUGAUCAGAGAAACGGCAGUGCGUUGAGUGAUACGCAAGGCUAUGACAAGCAGCUGGAACAAACUGUACUAAGAAAAGAUCAGUACGUUGAUUCAACAGGAGUAUUGGUUUCUGAGUCUGGGUAUUUAUCAAUAUCUUCAAAUUUAAAAGGUAAAACACUGGAUAAACAGUCAAAAAAACCAAAGAGAACUUCAUCAUUGAAAUCUGCAAUGUCGUCCAUGAGUCAAUGGCUUCCAGACUUGCAUUUGCCAAAAAAGCAUAGAUCACAUUCUUUACCAACUGGUGUAGAUACAGUGGAGCAAACUCAACAAGAAAAAUCAUUAAAAGAGAGGUUAUUAUCAGCUCAAAGACGAAAAAAGAAGUAUCAUUUAGUAGCAUCUAUGUCAGGCCUAUUACAAAAGGCUAGAAGAAAGCAACAAGCCAGUCAUCAAUCUUUAUCAGAUCCUGAAACAUCUGAGACAGAAUGGUCCGGUGGGCGAUCCAGUGCUCAAUCAGAGGAUAGUGAUAGCGUUUUUUCUGAUUCAACUCACGAAGGUAACGUUUUUGCUAAAGUGCCCACUAAAUCCAAACAAAGAAAAGUCAAUAACCAGGAAACAGUGGAACAACAGCAAAUGAUACAAGAACUACAACACCAAGGUUUAGAAUUUCAAGAUGACGAUAGUGAAUGUAUUAUUGAAGAAAAUGAAAAAUUUCAAAUCAAUCAAUCAAUGCCUAGAGAUAAAAGUGAUGAUAUUGAUUUCCAUUUUGCCCGUGUUAGUCAGAUGAAAAAAGAUAAUAUUACUGAACUAGAAAAGCUUGAUAUUGACACCGAUAUAUCUAAUAUAGAUCCUUUCGAGGAUGACUUUAAGGAUGACAAUCGUUCUCCUUCUUCUCUAUUUGCAACCGUUGGGGAUGUAAAAAAAGCGUCCGCAACAGGAGAUGAUGGAGUUAUGGAAAAUAAUAAAUCUUAUAACGGUAGUUCUCAAGAAUUCGCAGUAUCUAGAGCCUUGGGAAAAUAUAGAUUACGCAAGUCAUCAUCUGUGUCUGAUGAUCAAAUGUCGGAUACUUCACCACCUAAAAUUGAAUCAGAUAUCCCUGAAGAAGGAAUUGAGGAACAAAUGCCAAAAAGUAAAAGACCUGUGAAAACAAGUCCACCUAAAACAAGCCCGCCAGAAAUAAUAAGCAGUGCCGCCCCAGAAGAAUCAAUUAUUUUUUCGGAACGCAGUCCAUCUAUUCAAAGUGCACGAGGUAUACCAAAUAAGUUUCAACCACGACAUCAACAAAGCUUAGAAAUACCAAACAAACACGAUGACGAUGAUAGUAAAAGUACACAUUCGUGGAGAAGUGGCUCAAGAGUUUCAUCUAGACGUCAAAGUACGGAAGAUAGUAUAGAUUCAGAAGAUGAGUGGUAUUGUUACGAAUUGAGGAAAUUAGAAGAAAUGGAGCAUCAAUCCCAAUUUGAAGCAGAAAGAGAAAAAACAUUGACGGAAGAGCCAGAAUUUGAAGAAGAAGUAAUAGCCGAAUCUAAAGAAAUAUUAAAAGAAAAAAUGUCUUUUGUACUACGCGAACUAAAACUUAAGACAGUAUCGAUUAAAGUUAAAUAUGAUGAAGCGCCUUCAGAGGAAAAAUGGAAAGACGUAACAACAUUUCCUGUCAUUGAUGAAAAAUCUGAUGAUACAGCUCCAGAAGGGGAUUCAGAUGAUGACAAAUCAUAUGCUGAUUCGGGUUCAGGUGAAACAUCAGGCCCUGAUAGUCCAGUACAAAGUGGUGACGAGUUUGAAGAAGACUAUGAUGUUCCGCAAUCUCAACAAGUACCCGUACCAGCUGAACCAACACCACAACAAGAUGCACCAGUAGGAAGUAAAUGGAAACUACUAAAAGCAUUAAAAGAUAGAAAAGCAGAAGAGAAAACAACAGAAACACCGGCGGAAACUACACCGUCUACAGAAAAGGACAAAGUUAGCGCUGGCAAUGGCACCGGAGGGUUCAACGAACAAGGCGGACGAGGAAAUGGGCACCCAGGAGAUAAUCCAUUUUAUAGCAACAUUGACAGUAUGCCGGAUAUACGACCUAGGAGAAAAUCCAUUCCUCUGGUGUCUGAACUUACAAUGGCUGCUACGAAGAGGAACGCUGGUUUGACAUCAGCGGUACAUCGAGCUACGCUAAACGAUGAAGAAUUGAAAAUGCACGUUUACAAGAAGACCUUACAAGCUUUGAUCUAUCCGAUUUCAUCAACAACGCCUCACAACUUUGUGUUAUGGACAGCAACGUCUCCUACGUAUUGUUACGAGUGCGAAGGCUUGCUUUGGGGUAUUGCAAGGCAAGGAGUUAGGUGCACUGAGUGUGGUGUCAAAUGCCAUGAAAAAUGCAAAGAUUUGCUCAAUGCCGAUUGUCUUCAGAUGUGUUUCGCAGGGGCGGCCGAAAAGUCUUCCAAACACGGCGCAGAAGACAAAGCUAAUUCAAUAAUCACCGCUAUGAAAGAAAGGAUGAAGCAGCGCGAACGAGAUAUGCCGGAAAUCUUUGAACUGAUCAGACAAGUCUUCAGCAUCGAAACUGAGGGACAUGCAGCACACAUGAGCACCGUGAAGCAAUCCGUCCUCGAUGGCACCUCGAAAUGGAGCGCCAAGAUCGCUAUCACAGUUAUCUGCGCUCAAGGGCUGAUAGCAAAGGAUAAGAGUGGAACCUCGGAUCCGUACGUAACCGUCCAAGUAAGCAAAGUGAAGAAGAGAACAAGAACAAUGCCCCAAGAACUGAAUCCCAUUUGGAACGAGAAAUUUUACUUCGAAUGCCACAACUCGUCAGAUAGGAUAAAAGUGCGAGUUUGGGACGAAGACAACGACUUGAAAUCCAAACUUCGGCAAAAGUUGACGAGGGAAUCUGACGAUUUCUUGGGUCAAACAAUCAUUGAGGUACGAACACUUUCUGGAGAAAUGGAUGUAUGGUACAACUUAGAGAAGAGGACAGACAAAUCCGCGGUAUCAGGCGCUAUCAGACUUCACAUCAACGUCGAGAUCAAGGGAGAAGAGAAAGUGGCGCCAUACCACGUACAAUACACUUGUCUGCAUGAGAACCUGUUUCACUACCUCUGUGAAGAGAAUGGGGGCGCAGUGACCCUCCCUGCAGCACGAGGCGACGACGCCUGGAAGAUCUACUUCAAUGAGAACCCUGAAGAGAUUGUCGACGAGUUCGCCAUGAGAUACGGCAUCGAAGCUAUCUACCAAGCUAUGACACAUUUUCACUGCCUCUCUACAAAGUACCUCUGCGCGGGAGUACCAGCUGUCAUGUCUACUCUUCUGGCCAAUAUCAAUGCUUACUACGCUCACACCACCGCGUCUUCUGCCGUCUCCGCUUCAGACCGAUUUGCUGCUUCUAACUUUGGAAAAGAGAAGUUCGUCAAACUGCUGGAUCAGCUGCACAACUCUCUGCGCAUCGACCUGUCGAUGUACCGCAACAACUUCCCCGCCUCCAGCGCUGAGAAGCUCAUGGACCUCAAGUCUACCGUCGACCUGCUCACCAGCAUCACAUUCUUUAGGAUGAAGGUCCAAGAGCUCAGCAGCCCGCCCCGCGCUAGCACCGUCGUCAAAGACUGUGUCAAAGCUUGUCUUAGGUCGACAUAUCAAUUCCUGUUUGAAAACUGUUAUGAAUUGUAUAAUAGAGAGUUCCAGGUGGAUCCAAAUGAAGCGAAACGCGAUCCAUCCGACCACGGGCCGCAGCUCGACUCCGUAGACUUCUGGCACAAACUCAUAGCGCUCAUUGUAUCUGUGAUAGAAGAGGACAGGAACAGCUACGCACCAGUCCUGAACCAGUUCCCGCAGGAGUUGAAUAUUGGACAGUUAUCUGCUGCGACGAUGUGGUCGUUGUUCGCCGUGGACAUGAAGUACGCGCUAGAAGAACAUGAACAGCAUCGACUUUGCAAGUCUUCCGCUUAUAUGAAUUUACAUUUCAAGGUAAAAUGGUUACACACGAACUACGUGAAGGACGUCCCUCCGUACUGCGGCGCCGUACCGGAGUACCCGGCGUGGUUCGAGCCGUUCGUCAUGCAGUGGCUCAAUGAGAAUGAUGACGUCUCGUUGGAAUACCUCAACGGCGCCUUCAAUAGAGAUAAGAGGGAUGGGUUCCAAAAAUCCAGCGAACACGCACUCUUCAGUAACUCGGUGGUCGAUGUGUUCACGCAACUCACGCAGUGCUUCGAUGUGGUGUCCAAACUGGAGUGUCCCGACCCGGAGAUAUGGAAGCGGUACAUGAAGAGAUUCGCGAAGACAAUUGUCAAAGUGCUGGUCGCUUACGCGGAUAUCGUGAAGAAGGAGUUCCCUGAGCAUUUGAAGGAGGAAAGAGUGGCGUGCAUUUUGAUGAACAACAUCCAGCAGCUCCGAGUUCAGUUAGAGAAAAUGUUCGAAGCGAUGGGCGGCACCAAGCUUGAGCGAGACGCGGCUGAUAUCCUGAAUGAUCUACAAGCAAGUCUGAAUAGCACUUUGGACGAACUCGCUUCUAUGUUCGCUAUCAGCCUAGAAACCAGGAUAACAGCAAGUGUGAAGGAGCUAGGAGAACUGCUCCAAAAAGUGGGAGGCGGUACAGCAGUGCCGGGAGCGCCGCAACCCCCGGCGCAUCAUGAGGCUGAUGAGGUGUUGAGGCCUCUCAUGGAUAUUUUGGAUGGUUCUCUCACUAUGUACGCUGAGUCUUGCGAGAAAACGGUACUGAAGAGGCUCCUGAAGGAACUUUGGAAGAUUGUGAUGAAGAUACUAGAAAAAACUGUGGUGCUUCCUCCUAUGACUGAUAAGACGAUGAUGCUCAAGAAUCUCACGAACAAUGCGAAGAAUUUAGCAGCCAACGCGAAGAUCGAAGACAUGACACAGCUUUUCAAGAGCACGGUCGGUAAACAGGAUGUCAAACACGCUCUUUCCGGCGUCAUGGAUAUUUCGAAGGAGCAUUUAUCAGCAGAAAAGAGUCUCACGCCAAAACAGUGCGCAGUUUUAGACGCAGCAUUAGAUACUAUCAAGUUAUACUUCCACGCUGGAGGCAACGGCUUGAAGAAGACCUUCUUAGAAAAGAGCCCCGAGUUACAAUCCUUGAGAUACGCGCUAAGUUUGUACACGCAAACUACUGACACGCUGAUCAGGACAUUUGUCACCAGUCAGCAAAAUCAGGAUGCAGCAGUAGCUGAGGAAGGCAGCGUAGGAGAAGUAUCUCUUCAAGUUGAUCUGUUCACCCACCCUGGUACGGGUGAACACAAGAUCACGGUCAAAGUGGUUGCUGCAAAUGAUCUCAAAUGGGUGAUAGCCAGCGGCAUGUUCCGUCCGUUUAUCGAAGUGAAUCUAAUUGGUCCGCACCUCGCUGAUAAGAAAAGGAAAUUUGCCACCAAAUCGAAAAGCAACAACUGGAGUCCCAAGUUCAAUGAGACGUUCCAUUUUAUGGUCAGUGCAACAGAACAGUUAGAGCUGUUUGAGCUACAUGUUUGUGUUCGAGACUAUUGCUUUGCUAGAGAAGACAGAUUGGUCGGCGUAGCGGUCAUGCGACUUGCUGAUAUUGCUGAACAGGGAUCAUGUGCGUGCUGGUUGCCUCUUGGUACACGUGUCAAGAUGGACGAAACUGGAUGGACAAUACUGAGAAUUCUCUCGCAGAGACAUAGCGAUGAGGUGGCGAGAGAAUUCGUUAAACUUAAAUCGGAAAUGCGAGCGGAAGCACCGACUGGUACACAGGGACCGGCGUGAAAAACAGAAGAACUAACCGCGUGAUCGAGUUCAGCAAGCCAUUAUAUGCGACUGGGACAAACCGGUUGUGAUAUAUUAAAAUACUAACGGAGCGACCACCGCAUUAUGUCCUCAAUGGACAUCUCAAAGGAGCAGGAGGUGAAUCGACGAUGUCUCUUAAGAUAUACAUCUUAAGAUCAAAUCAAGAUCCUAUCCUACAAGACACGGCGCUCCGGCGGUUACCGGUCAGUGCUCGUUCGUUCAUUUCGUUUACAUUCUCGACGAGAGAAAUCAUUUUGUAAAUAAAUUUAUGGUGUUAAGUUACGCGGAUAGUAGAAUAUUUUGCACAAAUUUGAAUCAUUAGCCAAAAAGACUGACCGUAGGCGGCCGGACGCUGCUACGUCCGCCGAUGUUUAGGCAUUCAGCAAAAUAAGAUAUCCUAAAAUACAUUCUAUUAAAUGUGUUAAAUGUGUCGGUUUACGUUAACUCCAUGAAUCCAUUGCAAUGAGCACAAAAUUUAUCAUUGAUAUCCCGUUUUAGUUCUUCCAUUAAAUGAUAUGAAAUAUUUAUAUUUGUAUUCGUUGACGCAACAACGCCAAAUGGACCUUCAAUCAUACAAUCAUGAAUACCUUCAUUUCAAUAUUUUGCUGGAUUCCUAAAAUUGUGUGUGGACAUAUCGACACACACGAUUUAUGUAUUAAUUCUACUUGUAUGGACCAAACUGUCGUUAAUACGGAUGCAUUACCAAUUCCUUAACCCCUAAUAUUAAAAUCAACAUUAUUUAUCUACUUAAUCAUCUUAUCGUUAUAACGUGUACAGUAAAUAAAUAUAUGGCCUUAUGUAAAUUAUUUCCUUCGUUUGUUGGUAUACAUAAUGUGCUUCUGUCGAGGGACAUGUAAAAGUAUUAACGUAUAGCGUGUUGAGAUUCGAUGCGAGUUUUACGUUCCCCGUUAUCGCGUGUUAGUCAUGCUCGAAAUAAUGCACGUUUAGGAGAUGAGUGUUCUAAAAUUGGAUUACUGUAAGUAGUUUGAUUUAUUGUAUAAUGUAUGGUCUCGUCAUCUUUUAUAUGAACUCCUUUAUGUCCCGUAUCAAGUGAUCCGCGUUAUAUGUGAUCCGAUUUGUAUAUACGUACCAAAAAUUGUUGAAAAAUAUAUAUAUAAAAUCUCACCCUUUUGCUCUUACUUUGUACGCUUGACCUGUUUAAAAUGUUAUCUAAAGUCUCCUGUCUUUUUGUAUAUUAUUGAAAAAUGUGAUAUUGUUAUAAAAUGAGAUACAUAAAUAAUAACUAUGGAUAUUUAUGCGAACUUCAUUUAUAAAUGUUCAUGUGUGUUAACUGUUAACAUAAAUAUAAUUAUUAUGCUUCUAAUUUGUUUCUCUUACGGGAUGAUGAUCCUUUCAAACAUUUGUAUGAUUAUAAUUUUUAUAAAUAAUGUUCGUAAAAUCUUUUAAAAGUAGUAAACCUAAUGUUAAACAUUCAGUGCUCAAAUAUUUUUCUUUAAGCAUUAGUAUCGUGUUUGUAAAGUACAUUGUUUUUUGCGAUAAUGGAAUAUGAAUUUAUUAAAACUUAACCACUUCAUGCAAGGAAAGUACACGGUGUUAAAAACUCACACAAAUAUUUAAACUGGUUUAUUUUUGAUGCUACAUUAUUAUUAUUGGCGUGAGACGUAACUUUUCAUAUCUUAGCCGCUUUUCUAGUAUUUGCACUUUCAAUACAAAUGUGAUAUUUUACUUUAAGCAACUUUUCUAAAAUAUAAUUUAAUAAUUAAUUUAGUUCGCUAUUUUCUAAUAAAAUAUAAAAUUCAUAAUCAAUAAACUGUUAUUGUUGUUUAUAAUAAACAUGUACAUGUACCUUUUUGUAUAUUUAAAUAAAAAAUGAUUUUUAAACUUAGAUAAAACAAUGUAAUUUCAGAAACUUCAGACAUAAAAGUGUUGCGCUGAUAAAAUAAAAUUCCAUUAUAUUGAAUAAAUAAAAAAAAUAUGUAAAUGAAAAUUUGCCGCCAUGCUGUGUUAAUAUUUCUUAAGACUCAAUAUUCAGAACCUACUAUACGAAUUACCAUAAGGUUUGUCGCCAACAGAGAGACAAUAAAAAUAACUAGGGCAGAAAACAAUUGUUUUCUCCAAUAGUGAAUUCUGUUUAACAUAGAAGUUACAACGUCUAUUCACAUAAAGGCGUCUGUAAUGGCCUACCUAGUUUUAGGGCUCGCAUGUGAUAUAGCGGUACCACAUACAUACCUCGUAUACGUAUAUAAUAUAAUGUAGCAUUGAGAUAUAACCGAGAAGCACAUUACUUAACACACACGGGAGUUAGAUUUUCUGUAUAUUAGUAUUUAUCAUGGAUUACAUAUCUGUAGAUAGAAUGUGGUUUGUCUAGUCCAAAUCUCAAUAAUAUAUUAUAAAACAAAUAUAUUUACUCGUCUUACUAAAUCUAAAUUAAAAAUCAUUUCUUGGGUGAUUUUCUUGUGAUUUUUAAUCGACUGAAUCGGUUUGAUUUUAUAUUUUUUUCUACAAAAUUAGUUUAUUUUUAAAGCACACCAUAAUAAUAUAAAAUAAAUAAAUAAAACAUGAAAGUUUAUUGUGUUACAGCUAUAAGGGAUAAAAUAAUCUUUCUCGUGUGCUUUAUUAUUAGGAGUUGUUUAGAACAAAUUGUUUUAGAAAAAUGUACCCAAUGAAUGGAUAGAGUUAUUGAUGUCAGAUAUAAUGUAUCCAAUAUUUAUAUUCUCCACUCAGACUUAUAUCUUAUCGGUAUUUAGGUAAAGUGACAAAAUAUUAUAUUAAUUUGAUAUUAUUUAAUUAUAUAUACUUAACAGAAAUACAUGUUUUUACUCCCGUUUUAGGGAAUAAACAAUAGAUUUUAUUAAAAUACAGUUUUAUAUCAAAAAACAUGCAUUAAACUAUGCGCGCUCUAACAAAUAUCUUUGUGUCUGGUUUAUAUUUCGGAUAAUAUAAAUCUAAAGUAGAAUGUUAGAACUUCUAUCUACUUCUAUAUUGAAAUAUCCAGCUGCAAACUGCGUAGUAAUCUUUAAAUAAAUUGAGUAUAGUCUACAAUAUACAUGUAUAUGUAUAUGUAUAUAUGUGUAAAUCCAUGUUGCCAUUUUGUAUAUCUAGCUAUUUCUUAUACAUCAUCUUCGGUCAUUUUAUUCGUCGGAGUCUUAGAUAUAUAAUAUAAUAUACUCUUGUGUCGAUAGUCUAAUUACCUACAACAAUUUAAUAACUCGUAAAAUCAACUUAAUCAGCUGGUUGAUUUCAAUAUAUAUGUGGAUAGAUAACUCAAAAAUAAUAAGUAAUAAAGAAAUUUAUGUCAUGCAAAUAAAGUUAAAUUGUCAACAACCUGUGAUUCCCAGACCUUCGGCAUUUUUAAAUGCUUAAAGUUUGUCAACCUUUGCUACAGUCGUAAGUUACUUUGGUAGCCAACUAAGAAGUAUGUCAGGUCAUGGUAGCUUUGGGAGAUAGCAGGUAUUAUAUUAAAUUAUUUAUUAUGAUAAUUAUUGUACCGAAUAUUUCUCAUAACUAUAAUAAUGAGAAACCAUGUAAUCAGCACACAGUUAAAUGUGGCAACAUUUUACACUACUUUAAAAGAAUAUUGUUACGUGCUUAUGUCCUAUUUUAUACAUCAAAUAAAAUAUAAAAAAAAUGUUUUAUGUUGAGGGACUUUUGAAACCUGAUACCUCCCAAAGCUGAUGUCUGACAUGACAUCUGACAUCCCAAACAUCCCAAAGAUUUCAAGCUCCAUAGUUCGCUACCGUAGUUACUUAUGUAAGUAGGUUUACAAUCUUCUAGCUUUUAUAAAUGACUAAAGUCUGGUACUCACAGACACACGCUCCAUAAUGUAAUGCGAAUAAAACUACAAAGUUUUUAAAAUGUUAAAACAAAAUGUAGGUAAGUAAUGUUUACCAAGCCACAAAGUUGUCACUUUAAUUAAAUAUCAAUUUAUUGAAGAAACUUUUUCAAAAGCUCGUUUUGCAUUGGCGAUAUAUUCACGACUAGUCACGAUCGAAUCAUUUUGUAUGUAAUACAAAUGUAGGUUACCUACGUCCAUUGCAUUGAAAAGCCGUUGGGAUCGACUAUCUACAUAAACCAUAUUGUUAGUUAGGAAUAGUUUUUGUUUAAGGUGUUUUCUUUUAUUUUACACAGUCCAGUUUAUGAAGAUAAAGCGAUCGAGCUAGUAUUAAAGAAAAGCGCACAGCGUUCAUUCAAUUUCAUAAAUAUUUUACUACAUAUAGAAACUUCAUCGACACAUCAAGAAACCCUUUACCAUUUGACAAUACUUGGUAAAUAUUAUUUUUAAGUGUAACAUGUGAUGAAACACAUCAGUUCAUUGUAAGUCGGUUACGCUCCAAUUCUAGUAUUAAAUUCACUAACAUUGCAUAUAUCUUUGUAUAAAUGCAUAUAUGUAAAUGUUACAUGUUUAAACACAUUAUUGAAUUUAGAAUUUUUAUGAAAAUAUAAAUAAAUAUCCGUAUUUCAAAUAUAA
Messenger RNA from Bicyclus anynana (squinting bush brown), 14825 nucleotides. It is a transcript of the gene unc-13, whose product is annotated as protein unc-13 homolog B. Gene Ontology annotation, molecular function: syntaxin-1 binding; calcium ion binding; phospholipid binding. The coding region runs from base 2081 to 10375 and encodes 2764 amino acids. Lineage: Eukaryota; Metazoa; Arthropoda; Insecta; Lepidoptera; Nymphalidae. The record is from RefSeq and is a predicted model, not a curated record. The transcript is spliced from 27 exons. Gene Ontology annotation, cellular component: neuromuscular junction; synaptic vesicle membrane; plasma membrane. Gene Ontology annotation, biological process: neuromuscular junction development; presynaptic dense core vesicle exocytosis; synaptic vesicle maturation.